AUGAAUGCGAGAUCAAGCAAAGGAGGGUUGAUUACGAUGUUGAUUCUAGUCGUUUAUUGCUUCUUCAAGAAUAUGGGUGAGCCUAAGUUUCCUCAAUUUGAUAAUUUAUCUUUGUUUAUCAUAGCCGAGAUCUCGAUCGAGGUUUCGCCUUAUAAACAACAUGUUGGAAGUAAUUUUCCUGGAGCUUUCUUUGCCCUCCACAACAAAGAUAAGAUGCUGAAAUCGCUCACAUCUUAUAAUGAGUAUCACAAAAGAUUCAAUCUAGCCACAGUGGAAAUUUGGCAAACAAUAAGAAGCAGGUGUAGAGAUGGUUUCAUCAAUUUGAGCAUCAAAUCAAUGCAUUUUUUCGUUUCAAAGCUUAUGCAGUUCAGAUAUUCAAUAUCAGUCCCAACUCCAAUCAAUCGCUCGUGGACUUCUCGAAUUGUUUUCUGGGUAACAUUAACUCGAUCAGUCUCGUCUAUGGCCAACGACACAGCUCUAUGA
Messenger RNA from Arabis nemorensis, 483 nucleotides. Lineage: Eukaryota; Viridiplantae; Streptophyta; Magnoliopsida; Brassicales; Brassicaceae. The record is from the annotation of a GenBank genome assembly.